Messenger RNA from Schizosaccharomyces octosporus yFS286, 1603 nucleotides. RefSeq names its product CAMK/RAD53 protein kinase Mek1. Gene Ontology annotation, biological process: meiotic recombination checkpoint signaling; protein phosphorylation. The record is from RefSeq and is a predicted model, not a curated record. NCBI's taxonomy places the organism in Eukaryota, Fungi, Ascomycota, Schizosaccharomycetes, Schizosaccharomycetales, Schizosaccharomycetaceae. The coding region runs from base 160 to 1479 and encodes 439 amino acids. The transcript is spliced from 3 exons. Gene Ontology annotation, cellular component: cytoplasm; nucleus. Gene Ontology annotation, molecular function: protein serine/threonine kinase activity; ATP binding; protein binding.
UUUCAUAGAAAGUAAUUUAAUUCUGUUUUUUUUUGUGUAAGUAAAUAUAGAAACGCGUAUUGUCACUCCGUCUGGUAAAUAAAUUGUUACUUGCGUACACGAUGAUGGAUACGCGUGUAGGUAUUUCAACAAUUACCAAGCGUAUCAAUUUGUUUGACUAUGGAGUUUUUGUCGCGUGCUAUACUAAGUCGUUCAGAGUCGACCCAAAUCCUCUGUGAAUUGAGUCAAAUUGAUGAAAGUACGCUUGACAUUCAACAAACUGAAGAUGGCGUAUUGGGCCGACUAUUCGUUUUCUCAUCUACGUCCCCUCAAACAGCUAUCAGUAUAAAAAAGUACGAAGACGUGACUGUAGGACGUGGAAAUGCCAAUACGUAUCAAUUGAUUCAGUCUACCGCAAGUUAUAGACACUUUAGAGUUUAUUCGGUGCUUGUCGACGAUGAUAUGGAUCCAUUAGUGUACUGUCAAGAUCUAAGCUCCAACGGCACGUUUCUGAACCACUGUCUUAUCGGUAAAGGAAAUGUAGUAUUGUUGUCUGAUGGCGAUAUUUUAGACGUUCGCCAUUGUGCUUCUUUUCUAUAUCAACAAAAAAAUACAACGGAUGAUGACUAUCAUCAUGAGUAUGAUGGUGAAGAAUUUAGUAUCACCCAUCGCCUACUUGGUACGGGAGGGUUUUCGCGUAUUUAUAUGGCAAUUGAGAAUAAAACAGGCAGACAAUAUGCUUGUAAAAUUAUCGAGAAGAGGAAGGUUUCCUCCAGUCGCUUUUAUGAUGAUCAUGAAGUAUCUAUUUUGAAAAAGCUAAAUCAUCCCAAUAUUGUCCAUGUGGCUAUGGACUACAACUCUGAAAACCAAUUUUUUAUUUUUGAGGAAUUGGUUACAGGUGGCGAUUUGUUCAGUUAUUUAACUAAGAUGGGAACAGUUCCUGAAGUGACAUGCUUGUUUAUUAUGUAUCAAUUGCUACAAGCAUUAGGUUAUCUGCAUUCUCAAAAUAUUGCUCAUCGUGAUCUCAAGUUGGAAAAUAUUUUGAUUGUCUCUUCAAGCGAUAGCGUGUUUCGGAUUAUUUUGACUGACUUUGGUGUUGCUAGAUGUAUGGAAAAUGGGAAACGAAUGUCAACAUUUGUUGGCACCUUGGAGUAUACGGCUCCAGAAGUGAGAGAUUUGAAAGGUCGUAGUAGACGUUACAAAGAAUUGAACAUGGGAUAUGGAAAAGAAGUUGACAUAUGGAGCUUAGGAAUUAUCAUGUAUUUACUUCUUUCGGGAAACUCGCCUAUUUUUUCUAUGGAAGGAAACAUAGUAUUUGAAGACGCGAUUUGGAGAACUGUAUCGAGGCAAGCUAAGGAUCUGAUAUGUUCUUUUCUACAAAAAGAACCAAGUGAACGCCCCACAGUGGAGGAGGCGCUGGAGCACCCUUGGUUUUAUCGACAUAAAUCGAGGUUGGAUAAGCUGUACAAAACUAGAAUUCUUAAACGACCUUCAUCAUGAAGCGCUGAAACAAAUGUACAAUGAAACUAGAAAGUGAUGGAGAUAAGGAUCUCCAAUUUAAACUUCUCAAACACUCAAUUGUCUUGUAUACUUUUUAAACUUCAAGGAUUAACUAUUACUUUAG